Molecule: messenger RNA, 1422 nt
Organism: Alternaria rosae
Lineage: Eukaryota; Fungi; Ascomycota; Dothideomycetes; Pleosporales; Pleosporaceae
Product: Alpha/Beta hydrolase protein
Exons: 3
Coding region: 1-1422 (473 amino acids)
Source: RefSeq, a predicted model, not a curated record
AUGGCCCAUGCCGAAUUAGGAAUCAUCUUCGCAUGUGCCGUCAUCAUCUUCUACGCUGUUACCUGUUUCGGGAUCGGUCCAGUCACCAGAGUCGCCAUCAGUGGUGCCUUCCUCUUCCUGGAGUGUGCAUCAUCGCACGAAGAACUGCACACGUCCAAACAUGUGGCAUUCUUCAUCAUGCUCCGCUUACCCCACAUCGGUUACCGCUACUCACGAGAUAGGCCAGGUAUACCUAUAGCUACCAGCAUGCUUACAUUCAUUCUCUCAAUCUCCAUUGGCCUCGUCGGAUCUUAUCUCGGCUUCGUCUUACUCCUCACCAUCCCGACUCUACAGGAUCACGUCAUCUUCCUGCACCGAGUAACCCGAACAUGGGGUCAGGAUAUCAACGUCCCCGAGCAAUGGGGCUUUCUGCGUAAUCAAGUCACUCCGUUUCAUCUCAAGACGCCAGAUGGGGAGACUCUACACGCUUGGCACGUUCUGCCACUGGAGACAUACCGCCAACAUCAAACCCAACUCCGUGAGGAGCCAGUCGGUCUCUGCGCGAAUGUCGAAGACCGAAUCUCCUUUCGCUUACUGAAAGAUCCUACUGCGGAAGUAGUUAUAUAUCUACAUGGCGCAGCAGGUACACUGGGAUCUGGAUGGCGGCCCCAAAGUUACAGGGCGAUGAGCGCGACAUCGACCAACGUACAUGUCCUGGCUAUCGAUUAUCGCGGUUUCGGUACCAGUACUGGGUGGCCUUCGGAAGCGGGUCUUCUUACUGACGCGCUUACCUUGCUCAAGUUCGUAACGGAUACUGCGGAUAUACCAUCGGAAAGGAUUGUGGUCUUUGCCCAGUCCAUGGGUACUGCCGUAGCGUUAUCACUCACUCAUUACUUGGCCUUACAGCCUACUCCUACCGUUCUAGCUGGAGUUGUCUUAGUCGCCCCAUUCGCCGAUGUGGAGUCGCUUACCAGAACGUACAAGGUUGCUCGCACCCUCCCGCUGCUCUCCCCUCUCGCAGUAUUCCCGCCGCUUAUGAACCUACUGAACCGUUUUAUCAACACCAAGUUCCCAUCCAAGGAGAAGCUUGCAGCACUGGUUCACCGGCUGGACAGUAUCAAAGUCGACGACAAGCGGCAAAACUACGACAUCACGUUGAUACACGCCGAAGAUGACUACGAUAUUCCGUGGAGUCAUUCAGACACCCUUUUCUGGUAUGCCGUUAACGCAACAUUUGACAUACCUUCCUCCAUGACUUUCGAAGAACUGGAGAACACCAAAACUAAGGCGAAGACGCCUCUAGGUGCUGGUGGAUGGGAAGUGGAAUGGAAAGGGAAGCGUGGGAUCAUCAGAGAACAGAUUAUUAAGCAUGGUUCUCAUGAUCGUAUUAUGAGCUAUCCCAUUGUUAGUCUUGCUGUUUCGAGGGCUUUCCAUAUGCUGUAG